AUGGAGUGUUCCGGCUUAAUCUUCGGGGUACGCCCAAUCGACGCGAAAUUGUUCUUUAACGUUAGCGAUGAUGAUCUCCUCCGUCAGGUUCACGAUGAAUUUCCUCAAGAACUCGAUCGUCUCAAGCGUGCCUACUCCAUCGGAGAGAUGGAUUCUGUUCACCCACCAACCCCAUCUCCAUCUCAGAUCAUAUACGGAGCUCAGUACAACGAGGUCAACCGUACUCUCGUCAGUGUCCUUUCUCUGAGAUGGAUUUACCAUAACUAUUACGAGAUCUUCACAGGAACUCAACCCGAUCAGAUAAAACUGACGCGCUCGACUUUCGACUGGAUACGACAAACCUUUAUGAAUAAACUUGAAGAUCCGGCGGAUCUUUAUGCACUGCUGGCAUAUAUCGUGAUUAACGACCUUGGCAAAGAUGCUUGUCUCGCAUCCGACUAUUACUCAAAAACAGGCGAAGAUGUCUCGACCUUGAACCACGACAUAAUUAUGCUCAAAGCUGUUGAAACUGGUCUCGUCCCCCUCAUUGAUCGUCUUCCACGACGUCACAAGGAUAUGAUCAUGCGUGGCAUACGGCUCGGUGCGGGGUUCAACCCUGGCCAGCUGGCACAGGCAGAAAACGCACCUGCGUCCCUAUCUAGCCUGCUACAGAUGCAAGGUCACGACGACGAUUUCCAAUUCCACUUCAUGCAGCAGCUGUUGGAUAUCGCCGGCGCCGCUGGCCACGAUGACUGGACAUGUGCCAGAAAGCUCAUCCAGCCAAUUGCCCAGGCGUACCGAAAUGUCUACGAAGUGGCAGUUGGGGUCAUACUUGGCAAUCGAAGCUUGCGUGAUGCCUACGACGUGAUUCUGACCAGGCGGGGCGAAUCACUCCACAAGGAGGGUUUCAAAUCGCUCAAUGUGCAACAUCCGGAGGACCGGGCACUGUUGAGAUUACUAUGCAUGGGUGGAGUUGCUGAUCUAGAAAUGGCAGAGCUGUACUUGUCGGUAUGGGAGGCUCUCGACGAUGGCGCGCAUGCCUCCCUUGUUCGCACCCUGAACAUAGACGGGUCAUUUGUUGAGCCUGCUGUUCAGCCAACAUAUAUGCCGGCCAUGCUUGCGCAGGGGAUUGGUAAAACAGGUUCAGCAUCACGGCAUGACAAGGAGCAGCGGUUAUAUCAUAUGUUGCGAUAUUUGUCGCGAGUUAUGGUGCUGGAAGAGGAGCAGCACAGCCAUGCUGAAGUUAUUGAGCGAAGUGUUUUAUGGGUGGUGAAGGAUGUUGUUCAGAGCCGCGCGUUUCAAAAAAGACCCUGCCAUACUGGAAAGGACAGAGGUUCCAAAAAGUGCAGUCGCGAUUCCAAUAUGAUAGCAACAGUAUGUUUUAUGAUAAUUCAAUACUCUCUUCGGCACCACGCAUGGCUCCUUGAAUUUUAA
This is a messenger RNA of Fusarium poae, 1413 nucleotides long. RefSeq lists its product as uncharacterized. The transcript has a single exon. The record is from RefSeq and is a predicted model, not a curated record. NCBI's taxonomy places the organism in Eukaryota, Fungi, Ascomycota, Sordariomycetes, Hypocreales, Nectriaceae. Bases 1 to 1413 code for a protein of 470 amino acids.